Molecule: messenger RNA, 3260 nt
Organism: Hydractinia symbiolongicarpus
Lineage: Eukaryota; Metazoa; Cnidaria; Hydrozoa; Anthoathecata; Hydractiniidae
Product: coiled-coil domain-containing protein 39-like
Exons: 19
Coding region: 89-3040 (983 amino acids)
Biological process (GO): inner dynein arm assembly; cilium movement; cilium-dependent cell motility
Cellular component (GO): axoneme
Source: RefSeq, a predicted model, not a curated record
AUUAUGUUUUCUUCUGUUUUAGUUAAAAUAUAGAGAUAUAUAACGCAAAGACACAAAGUUAAGUUUUACAAAAUAGCCUGGUAGCAAAAUGGAAGGAAUUAUGAGUGAGUUGGCUUUUGAUGAAGGUAUUGCAAUGCCUAUUGCAAACGAAGAAAACAAAAAAUUGGAAAUGCAGUUGGAGCAGAAACAAAGAGACAUUGCUCGUAUGCAUGCAGAAGUAGAUCAGUAUGGUGAUCGUAUUAGAGCUAUGUCUGAUCAUUUAAAGAAUGUUCGACAGGAACGCCAACAAACUCAAGAAUUAUGUAAUGCUAGAGACAGGGAAAUAGAAACAGAAGAGCAUUUUAGACAGCUUGCUGAAAGAGAAGAAGGAAGAUUGACUUCAGAAAUAAAAAGGCUGGAAAAAGAAUUGGAAGUUUUAAAUGAAAGAAAAAAUAUAUACGAGAACAACAUUUUCAAAGGCACAGAAAGGUUAGAACAAAUGAAAGGUCAGAUGAACUGGGACCAACAAGCUCUUGAUGCAUGGUUGAAAGAAUCUGCAAAAAGAGACGAAGAUACUUUAAUUCUACAAAAGUAUGCCAAAGUUGAUGAUGGGAAAAUUAAGGAGCUAUCUUUGAGACAGGAGAAAAUGAUCGAUGAACGUGCAAAAAAGCGCAGAGCAUUGGAACAUGAAAUCACUCAGACACUAACGUCCCAGUUAGAGCUUGAUAAAGUUUCAGAAGCUUUUCGAGAAGCUCAUAAAGCACGACAAGAAUUAUUAGAGCAGUGGGAGUCCACUAUUGUACAAAUGCAGAAACGAGAUGCAGAAAUGGACGAAGCAUCAUUACAACUGAUGGAGUUGAGGAUGGAAGCAAAAAAACGACAAGAGGGACUGAAGGAACAACAGCAAUUCCUCGACAAUGAGUUGAACAAUAAUAAUGAGAAGGAGAAGAAGAUAUCAGCUGCAGAGCGCAUAGCCGCAAAACUACGACUGCAAUACCAAAAUGUGGAAAAUGCCAGACUCCAAUUUCAAGAUGAGCUGGAAACUUUAAAGUAUACAGUUGACAGAACAGCAAAAGAUUUGGAUAAUUCUCGUAAGCAAGUGGCAGAAUUAAAAAAGGAAGUUUCGAAAAGAGAAGAAAAAUUGAUCCAAGCGAAAGAAACAAACGAGGAGUUACAGCAGCAGUACAAGUUGGCACAAAAUACUAAACUGUCUUCGGAGGAGAGAGCACAGUUAAUGGAAGCAGCUUUAAAGAAAGAAGAUGCAAGAAUACAUCAAAUUGAAAAAGAAUUGACAAAACUCAGAGAAACACAGUUCAAAAAAACUCAAGAAUUGUAUCAAGUUCGUCAAAUGGAGUCCAGCACCACUGCAGAAAUACAAGGUGGGAAAGCCUCUAGCCGAAAUCUGAGCAGUAAGCUGUAUAAAUUAGAUCAAGAAUCUUUGAAACAACAAGAGAUUGUGUACAACCAGGAUUUUCAACUGCAACAGUUAGAAAGAAAGAUGGCGCGGUUGCAAGGUGAACGAAGCAGCGAGGAGAAGAGUCAUUUACAAGAAAAAAUUAAGCAAUUUUCUGAAAUUCUUGAAGGAAAGCAACUAAAACACAGCGCGCUUACAACACAGUUGAAGAAACUUAGUGAUGAUUUAAGAAGAGCUAACCGUGAUUUAACAAAAGGUUCCACUGAAAAGAAAGACAUAACCAGUAAAAUAGGCGAGUUGAGUCUUCACAAUGACAGUUCGGAACGAGAACUUAAAGAUACCACAAGUCGAAAGCAAGAUUUAAUGGUGGAAGAAAAUAUCUUAAAGUUGGAAAUCAAACGGCUCAGAGAUCAGUUACAUGAUAGAGCUAACGACGUCUUGUCGUUGGAAGAACGCCGACUUUUGCUCGACACGGCGAUGAAAGAACGUCGACAGGAAGUCAAUAUCCACAAUGACAUGCUGAAAGCCCAAGUCAAAUGUUCAGAAGAAGAGAGACAAAAAAUUAGCGCUGAGUUGCAUGAGCGUAUCUCAAAGAUUGAGAAGUUAAGGAAACGUUAUGAAAUACUGAUGGUUUCCAUGGCUCCACCGGAAGGAGAGGAGGAACACUCACAAGCGUAUUACGUCAUCAAAGCUGCCCAAGAGAAAGAAGAGUUGCAGAGGACUGGAGAUGAUUUGGAUGCGAAAAUAAGAAAAGCUGAAAAAGAGAUUAGAGCGCUAGAGAAUACAUUACGACUAAUGAACGGUCGUAACGAAACCUACCGUAAAAGUUUCGCAUCUGUUGAAGAAACAAGCGAAGAAUACGAAGAGAAAUUGCAGCUGGAAGAACAGUUACGAGCUGUGAUGGAUAAAUAUAAAUACAAACGAAGACAAAUCAAGGAGUUACAAGAGGAUCUUCAAACUAUGCAAACGACAUCUGAAGCAUUGUCAGUUGAUGAGAACGAACUGAUUAACGCAAUGGAAGAGAAACAAAGAACGAUCGAAAGCUUACAAAAAGAUUUAGACGGACAAGAGGAGAAAAAAGAUCGAGCAAGUCGCACGAUCAGUAAAUUAACGCGCGAAAUAAGAAGCGCGAACAAAACGAAAUCGAAAUUGCCAGAUGAAGAAGAUAUUGAGCUUCGUGAGAUGAGAGACUUUAAUAAGAAAAUCAUCAAAGAUAUAAGUGCAGUCGCACACACUCAUCCUGACAUCCUGCCUAUUGUUACCUUAUAUUUUAAUCAAGCAGGUUUGCCCACGCCACCUUCUCCUGGCUCCGUCAGCUCCAGACCGUCGUCAGUGGGAAGUGCAAGAUCCAGCUUGUUGUCGUCUAGAUCAUCAUCUACUGUGCGUAGCGACGCCAGCGUUAGAAGCAGUCCAAACAAUAAACAAGUUAUUACAGCAACUUCACUGGAUUUAGGAUUAGACGCAUUUAGUUCCCAUACUCCUACAGGAACUCCCCUAAGAUCUGCUGCAACAUCCCGAGCUGGUUCCGCAGGAAAAGCGACGCCAACAAGGACAUCUGCCGGAAAAACACGUAGUGCGCGAACUCCUGGAACAUCUCCGACCAAACCUCCAUCCGGAAGAUCGUCGGCUAGUGGAAGGCGAAAAUAAGUACUGGUAAAAAUGCUCCUUUUCAUAAAUAAAUUGUCGACUUCGUAAUCACAUUGAUUUGUUACCUUCAUUAGAAUCGUUGUGUUUUUGAAGAUAUAAUAUUGAACACAGAAUGUUAAUUUGAAAAUCAACUUUAAAUUUCUUUAUGAAAGGAAGUGUUUUUGGACCUAUGUUGUUGUAAUUUUAUUUCCUUUAAGUUAAAUAUAUAUUUUUGUUUUCA